CAAAUUUAAAAAAAAAAAAAAAAACCCCCCCCUGCCAGUGGUUACACACGGAAGAAGAUUGCAGGUCCUCCGAGCCCCUCUAGAGGACAUAAAGGGAAUUACAAAACCUUCAUUUUCUCGAGGAAAUAUUGCGGCCUAUAAAAAGGAUGAAACCAAAAGUGAACUUGCCACUUUUAAUCCAGGAGUGCAGUUUUAGAGGACAGUAUGUAAAGUGAACGUCUUUUCUGAAGAUGCGAAAACAGAUUUAACAUGAUCUCAACCUUAGUGCCUUUGAUUAAUAGAUAAUUUUAUUUAUUUUUAUUUUAUUUUAUUUAUUUGUUUUUUACAGAUACCAGAUUUGACCUGGGGGUGGAGCCAUGUUUCUUUCAUGAGACGUCAACGCCACUGGGAUGACUUGUGUGCCAAAUGACUCGAUACGAUACAAUGAACCCAAGUGCGCUUCAGCUAAAAAUCACAAAAUAAUGGCCGACUCAGGAUUGUCUGGUAAAGAGCAGAAUUCAUCGUUCCAUCAAUCACAGCAUGUUGUCCAGGUCCUGCAGAAGUGAAUCAACCCCGUGACCAUUUGCACGACCACUGCCAUGUUCGACUGUUGGAUCACUUUGCAGGAGGAGGAGAAGGAGAAUCAACAGCAGCAGCAGCAGACAUGCGCUGGAAAAGUGAGGCCAAAGUUCAUCGCUGCAUCCCGGCUGGAAGCUCCGGUGAGGAGGUGGAGGUUGUGGAUGAAGACAUGUCGACUGAGCCUCUUCUCGCCGCGCGCUUGUGCGUGUGCGCCAGCUGCAACGAAGAAAUCGUUGAUAAAUAUUUAUUGAAGGUGAGCGACCUGUCCUGGCAUGUGCGUUGCCUUUGCUGCAGCGUGUGCCAGGCCGCGCUGGGAGGCCACACCAGUUGUUACAUUAAGGACAAGAAGGUCUUCUGCAAGAUGGAUUAUUUCAGAAGGUUCGGCACGUGGUGCGCGUGCUGCGGCCGCCACAUCCACGCCACGGACUGGGUGCGGCGUGCCAAGGGCAACGUGUACCACCUGGCCUGCUUCGCCUGCUUCUCGUGCAAGAGGCAGCUGUCCACCGGAGAGGAGUUCGCGCUGGUGGAGGACAAGGUGCUCUGCAGGGUCCACUACGACUGCAUGCUGGACAAGCUCAAGAGGGCCGCCGACAAAGGCAGCAGCGUGAACAUGGAGGGCGCCGUGCCCACCGAACAAGAAAUUAACCAGCCCAAACCUUCCAAGAGAGCAAGGACCAGCUUCACUGCCGACCAGCUGCAGGUGAUGCAGGCGCAGUUUGCCCAGGACAACAACCCGGAUGCUCAAACGCUGCAGAGACUGGCCGAGCAGACGGGCCUCAGUCGACGAGUCAUACAGGUGUGGUUCCAGAACUGCCGAGCGCGCCACAAGAAGCACGUGAGCCCCAACCACACGUCCGGCGCCCCCCUUACCUCUCUGCAGCCUGCCCGCCUGGCCCCGCCCACGCCUACCCCCGAGGAGCUGCAGUACACCACCUACGAGGGUCCGGAAGGUUCCAUGUUGUCGGCGCUGCACUCGUUCCUCGACAGUGAGCACCAGGCUUUUUAUGAACUACUAUACGAGUGACUGCUUUUCACCCGAAUUGGCAUUUUUCACCUCACCAACGGUGUGUGGCACGUCAAUGCAACGUGUCAUGCGCCGAUUCCCAAAGCGCAGUACGCCGGCUCCCUCUAGUGGCACCUAAGAGAAUCACAAAAUUAAAUGUUCCUGAUGUUAUGGUGGCAUCAACUUUUUUUCAAUCCAGUACAUUUGUUCAGCACGGUUAAGUUUCAAGAGCGCGAUAUUUGCAUCGUUCAGAAAGGCUCAUAAUUGCCUACAGGGGCCACAAGAUGGCAGCAAAGCACAGGGAGGCUGUUUUAUAAUCUAACAGAGGCGACUCUCCGCAUUACAUUUUAUAUUUGCUGUAAUAUAAAAAAAA
Hippocampus comes (tiger tail seahorse) is the source of this 1934-nucleotide messenger RNA. Its product is annotated as LIM/homeobox protein Lhx8. Gene Ontology annotation, biological process: neuron differentiation; regulation of transcription by RNA polymerase II; forebrain neuron development. The record is from RefSeq and is a predicted model, not a curated record. NCBI's taxonomy places the organism in Eukaryota, Metazoa, Chordata, Actinopteri, Syngnathiformes, Syngnathidae. The transcript is spliced from 9 exons. Gene Ontology annotation, molecular function: RNA polymerase II transcription regulatory region sequence-specific DNA binding; DNA-binding transcription factor activity, RNA polymerase II-specific. The coding region runs from base 644 to 1582 and encodes 312 amino acids. Gene Ontology annotation, cellular component: nucleus.